CAUCACUUAUACCAUUUGCAACAAUUGAGGAAGAUCUAAAAGAAUAUUAUAAUUACCCUGGAGAAUCUUAUAUUACAUAUGAAUCAGAAGAAGAUAAUUCAGAUACUGCUAGUUUUGAUUCUAAAAUUGGAGUAACAGCAACAUCUAAUAAUAGUAUUAUUAAUGAUGGUUCACAAUAUAAAUUGCCCAAAACUCGCAAAAUUAUAAAACAGUCAAAAUCAAGAUCAACCGUUUUCGCACCUUUUAAACCACCAGUCAAGAAAGCAAAGAUUUUAAAUUCUAAAUCUAAUUUGCAACAAAAUCAAUUUUAUAACACUCAGGAAAAUCAAUUACACAACACCCAAAAAAAUCGAUCAUAUAGCAUCCAAGAAAAUCAAUCAUAUAAUGCUCAAAAAAAUCAAUCAUAUUACGCUCAAGAAGAUCAAUCAUAUAACGCUCAAGAAGAUCAAUCAUAUAACGCUCAAGAAAAUCAAUCAUAUGAACUAGCGAAUCAUUCAAAUACUGCACAAAACUAUAUUCGACCUAGAAAUGCUUUUGAAUCC
This is a messenger RNA of Racocetra persica, 542 nucleotides long. The record is from the annotation of a GenBank genome assembly. Lineage: Eukaryota; Fungi; Glomeromycota; Glomeromycetes; Diversisporales; Gigasporaceae.